Messenger RNA from Telopea speciosissima, 732 nucleotides. RefSeq names its product thioredoxin H9-like. The transcript is spliced from 6 exons. The record is from RefSeq and is a predicted model, not a curated record. The coding region runs from base 200 to 631 and encodes 143 amino acids. Lineage: Eukaryota; Viridiplantae; Streptophyta; Magnoliopsida; Proteales; Proteaceae.
GUGUGUGUGUGGGUUAAGGAGAGUUUCCAGAAAUUACUGCAAUUUGAAGGGUACUGCUGCAUUCCUAUCUCGAGGGACCAGUGCUCCAAACUUCAAUGGGAAAUUGUGUGGCUAGGGCUUAGAGCUCCUAAAUGUCUUGUGGGCAUCUCAUGACCUUGUUCUCUAAUCAUUAGGUCCAGAUUUCUUGUCAGUACUGGUGAUGAAUCUUCUUACACCUAGUGCCAUGUGGAUGAAUUACAAGGAUGAAAGUGAUGCAGAUCAUGCGGUAAACUUUGCCAGUGGGAAUAUACAUCUUAUAACUACCAAAGAAAGUUGGGAUGAAAAGAUAUCAGAAGCAAAUAACAGUGGCAAGUUUGUUGUGGUGAAUUUCAGUGCAUCAUGGUGUGGUCCUUGCAGAAUGCUUGCACCAUUCUACAGUGAGCUCUCUGAGAAAUACCCUUCGCUCAUGUUUGUUAUUGUGGAUGUUGAUGAGCUAACUGAAUUCAGCUCUUCAUGGGAUAUCCGAGCCACGCCGACCUUUUUCAUCCUUAAAGAUGGGCAGCAAGUUGACAAGCUUGUGGGCGCCAACAAGCCGGAGCUACUGAAGAAGAUAAUCAAAAUUGCAGAGUCGGUAACCCAAGAUCCAAAAUGAUUGCUGUUGAUGGUCCCACCUCAUCAUCAUGGGAGAGGGAAAUUUUGACUAUACUAUGAGUAUUUAUAUACUACACCUGCUUGUCUUGUAAAUCCACCCCC